CAACCUGUUCAAAGAUCUGCUUAAUAUGAUGUUGAAGUUAAAAGGAUCAGGUGGUUGUCCUUCAGGUAAUGGAGUUUCUAGAAAAGAUGUCCCUGCCUUUGCAGCAUCUCUUUCCAGUUAUACUAAAACUUACAAAACCAAUGAAAGCGUAUUAUUUGACAAAGUAUGGGCAAAUAUUGGAAAUGGUUAUGAUGCUAGCAGUGGGAUAUUUACUGCUCCCAAGUCUGGGGUUUAUCAAUUUUCUUGUACGAUAAUGAGAUUUAAAGAUUCUAUUAAAGUUCACCUGUUCCAAAAUGAGAAAAAGACAGUGGCAAUCUAUCCAGGUUCAGGAAGCCUAUAUAUACCUGGUUCACUCAACAUAGUGUUACAGGUAAAGAAGGGCGAUAAAGUAUUCAUACGAAAUGAAAGGAAUCAACAAAUCUACAGUGAAUCUGGAAGUCAAUUUAGCAUGUUUUCUGGAUUUAUGAUUUCAAAUUAAUAAAUUUGUCUAAA
Mytilus trossulus (common blue mussel) is the source of this 492-nucleotide messenger RNA. RefSeq names its product cerebellin-2-like. NCBI's taxonomy places the organism in Eukaryota, Metazoa, Mollusca, Bivalvia, Mytilida, Mytilidae. The record is from RefSeq and is a predicted model, not a curated record. Gene Ontology annotation, molecular function: protein binding. Bases 26 to 478 code for a protein of 150 amino acids. The transcript has 2 exons.